This is a messenger RNA of Lepisosteus oculatus (spotted gar), 1587 nucleotides long. It is a transcript of the gene aplnr2, whose product is annotated as apelin receptor 2. Gene Ontology annotation, molecular function: C-C chemokine binding; C-C chemokine receptor activity. Gene Ontology annotation, cellular component: external side of plasma membrane; membrane. The record is from RefSeq and is a predicted model, not a curated record. Gene Ontology annotation, biological process: positive regulation of cytosolic calcium ion concentration; calcium-mediated signaling; cell chemotaxis. NCBI's taxonomy places the organism in Eukaryota, Metazoa, Chordata, Actinopteri, Semionotiformes, Lepisosteidae.
UCAGUGAUCACAGCCUGGACACAGAAACUGGACACAGACAGACCCAACUGUCCAGAGAGAGUGACCACAGCCAGCAGGGAGACAUGCACUUUCUGCUGCACUUUGAGAACUACUCUGGGAUUAGACGAGCAUUCUUCCCUAAAAUAAUUAAUCUUAUCCCAGAAUUCCCACACUUGAGCAACUUCCCAUCCUACUGGGGAACGAAAAUCAUUAUUGCUGCAGCUCAGUAUGUGAUCUCCUGUCACAAAACAGGGAGUGAGGGAGUGUCUCAAAUACAAAUAUUUUGUCAUUCUUGUAUAUGUUUAUUGUUACUUCUUUGGCAAUGCUGUAGUUCAGUCAAUGAUUUUGAAAUGUGAAUUUGUGUUUGCUGUGUAGCAUCAGUGAAAGGAAUGUGUGGGUGUGUCAUCUCAGUGUGUAUUCUGGGUGUGUGGUGUGUGGAGGUAGUAGUGUUUGCCUUUUCGGAUGUUUACUGGAAACGGGGUCUUCACACAGAGCGGGGAGGAGAGAGAAAGGGGAGGAGGGCUGGAGAGAGAAGGAGGGAGGGGACUGGAGAGGGAGGAGAGGAGAGGUCUACUUGGAAAAGAGAGAGUUGAAGCAGCUGUAGAUCACUCAUCCCUCCCGAAAGAGAGAGGCAAGAAACUGAAAGACAGGCAGAGUGGAAAAGAGAGAGAGCCACUCUCAGUGCGGUCUUUCUGAAACACACCAACGGGAUAUAGGAGAGAAAACAAGCAGAAGAAAACAGAGAUCACAUCUGUGAGAGGGAGAAGUCCCAGUUUUCCAGGACUCAUUGAAUGAAGGGCAGAGGAAGAGCUGGAGAGAUGGGAGGAUGAGCGAGAGGGGGCAGGAAAAGGGCACGAGGGAGUCUGGGAUGCGGAGAGGAAGAGGCAGAGGGAAAGAGGAGCGAAAUAGCCGGACCGGCUCGCACGCACAGCAGCGCUGACUCAGCGGGUGGUAAUCAGAGCCCAACAGACCCCCCCCGGACAGAGAGUCAUCCCAGCUAGACACGGACACAGCGGGGGCGCCACCUGCCCACACAGAAGAGCUCCCACACCUCACCCGAGCGCCAUGGCGGCCUCUGCCCCUGCCCCUGGCCUGGCCCUGCCCACCCCCUCCCCCUCCCCGUCUGCCAUGGCCCUGUGCGACUACAGCGAGUGGAGCCCCACCUGGGUCCUCAUCCCCCUGGUCUACCUGCUGGCCUUCGUCCUGGGCUCCCUGGGGAACGCGCUGGUCCUGUGGCUGUACCUGGGAUGUUCGGUGCCCCGGCUCCGCCGGGCCUGCCCCGUUCUCCCGCGGGUGCCCCCCCCUUCCUCCUCCUCCUCCUCCUCUUCCUCCUCGCCCGCCCCCUCCCGGCCGGGCCGCUCCCUGACGGACUCCCUCAUCGCCAGCCUGGCGGCGGCCGACCUGGCCUUCGUGGCCACCCUGCCGCUGUGGGCGGCCUACACCGCCCAGGGCUACCACUGGCCGUUCGGGCGGCCGCUCUGCAAGCUCAGCAGCUACCUGGUGGCCCUCAACAUGUACGCCAGCGUCUUCUCGCUCACCGGCCUCAGCGUGGAGCGCUACUGGGUGGUGGCGGGGCGGGGCGCGGGG